Molecule: messenger RNA, 552 nt
Organism: Trichechus manatus latirostris (Florida manatee)
Lineage: Eukaryota; Metazoa; Chordata; Mammalia; Sirenia; Trichechidae
Product: zinc finger and SCAN domain-containing protein 22-like
Exons: 2
Coding region: 1-552 (183 amino acids)
Source: RefSeq, a predicted model, not a curated record
AUGGCAACUGGCCCAGAGUCCUUUGAGCAGGAAGGACUUGUGAUCAUCAAGAUGGAGGAGGAUGAGGCUGCCCCAUGGGAACCUGGACCCCUUCAGGAACCUCAGCCCCCAACCCUGCCACCCAGGCUUGGCAGGGACCCGCGGCAUCGAUUCCGUAGCUUUCGCUAUGAAGAGGCCUCCAGCCCUCAUGAGGCCCUGAUCCAGCUGCGCAAGCUGUGCCGCCUGUGGCUGCAGCCCGAGCUGCACUCCAAGGAGCAAAUGCUGGAGCUGCUGGUGCUGGAACAGUUCCUGGGUGUGCUGCCUUCAGAUGCCAGGGUCUGGGUGGAGGCCCAGUGUCCCAAGAGCGGCGAGGAGGCUGCGGCACUUGUGGAGGACCUCACCCAGAUGUUUCAGGAGACUGUGCUGGCCCAGGACCCUCAUGAGGAUGGGCAGUCCGGAGACCCAGCAGAGGUGGCCAAGCCCUUCUCAGACGGUGCUCAGGUGAGCUGUGAGUCCUCUGAAGCCGAAGAUGGCACAUACUGCUGCCCUCCCCCCACCCACAGCUCUGUCUGA